AUUGCACGAUUGCACUAACAACAUUCAAGUUCAAUAUCGUCUGGUGACCUUAGUAAACAGGCGCCCUUCUGUCGUAGUGGUCGUAUGAUAAAAUAACCGACAACCGUUGUUCCAUUCAAGGGAAACUGCCGUCUACACUACCUACCUACCUGAAGCACAGCUGAAGCGUGCUGAUGCCAUAGAACUGUAGCCAGAGUGGUUUUAGUUUGAGGUCUAAAAGGACAGCAGACAGCAUCAUUCCCGAAAAUCUACUGAAAGCUGAAAGGGGAAGAAGCUGGAUAUUUGGAUAAUCCGAUCAGUAGGUUUGAAGUUGUGUGUGUGCGUGUGCGUAGCAUUAACGAAGUGGGCCUGAAACAAAAAUAAAUGGAGACAUUCGUAUUGCGAGCGUAUUACAAAAUAGGAUCAUUGUUGAUUGCUCAAUGGAUAUAAUGUUAAUUAGUGUUGAUGAAUAUUUACUUUGAAUAACCAGCACAGCAGAUAACUGAACGGUGACUUGUAAGUGAUUAUACUCAAAAUGAACACCAAAGUUGAAGCCUUUGAGCAAGAAGAUUUGCUUGACAAGAGCAAAAAUGUGGCAGUGAACAGGUCACAACAGAACGGAAACAAUUCUGGCAGAAAAACACAUAUACCCGUCCGAUUCUGGAUAGGAUUGAUGGUAUUCCUGACGACCUACAUUAACUACACCACCAGAGUGAACAUAUCGAUCAGCAUUAUAUCCAUGACAAGAGGCAAAUCGCAAAAAAUUCCGGAGUGCUUGAGAGAUAUAAGUGCCAAUAAUACAGGUACUAACAGUACCAUUCUGUUACCCGAUUAUGGUCCACGUUACGAUUGGGAUCAAAAUCUUCAAGGUUACCUGAUAGGCUGUUAUUUUUGGGGAUAUUGUAUAUCUUCCCUGCCUGGUGGAGUGAUAUCAGAAAUGUUGGGUCCGUACAAAGUUAUUGUUUGGACUCACGUGGGUUCUGCCAUUUUGAACUCUUUAUCAGUGUUCGGAACUCACAUCCAUUUCUCUUUAUUGAUGAUUUGUAGGCUCCUGCUGGGAUUGAUGGCAGCAAUCCCACCGUAUUUGAGAAUGAUGAAAUCAAUACCUUUCUGGAUGCUUACCACAUUGCACUUUGGAAAUCUUUACGGAUUGUAUUUACAACUCACUAUGGUUCCAAAAUUCAUGGCUGAAGUGAUUGGUUUCAAUUUGAAAGCUGCAGGCGGACUAUCGGCCUUGCCACAUCUCUCUAGAUUGUUUCUGGGUACGGCAUUCGGAUCUCUAGGCGAUUAUCUGAAGAAGAAACAGAUCGUUUCUAAUGCUUUCAUCAGGAAGUUCUUCGUACUAUUCUCUCAUAUCAUCCCUGGUAUCCUGUUGAUUGGAAUAUCUUUCACCGGCUGCAAUUAUGUAACCGUAGUCAUUUUGCUGACUCUCAGUAUGUCUGUCAACGGAGCCGCCGUACUAACUAACCUCCAAAAUCCACAAGAUUUGGCGCCCAACUUUGCUGGUUCUAUAUUCGGAAUAAUCAGUUUCAUUGGUGGUAUGACUGGCUUUAUUGGACCUGCCGUGACGAGUGCAUUCAUCAAAGACAACAAUGGCAUCAAAGAAUGGGGAUAUACGUUCAUUCUAGGCGGAUGCAUCUAUUGCGCUUGCGGGACACUCUUCAUCCUCUUCGGUUCCGUCCAAGAACAAAGUUGGAACAGGAUAGCAGACGAGAAGAAAGAAGAUGAUCAAAGUUAGAGACAUUCCGAUAGUGAAUAUGCAUCUAUUGUAAUUACUGAUUCAUUGUUGCUGUGAUCGUCGUUAUAUCCAUGUAAAGAAUCAUCCAUUGAAGUGGUCCAUUCCUAUAUUCCUGUCAUGCGAUUGAAGAAAAUAAAUAUAAUAUGUAGAAUGCCCCGAUGAGGCCUAUCCAUAAUUCUUUUUGAAAUGUUCAUAGGUUGGAAUUGUAUUGGAUAAUUCUGUGUGAGAUGUAAUUGUCCAAUAUAUUCCAAUACAUGGUUAACAGC
Phaedon cochleariae (mustard beetle) is the source of this 1983-nucleotide messenger RNA. The record is from the annotation of a GenBank genome assembly. Lineage: Eukaryota; Metazoa; Arthropoda; Insecta; Coleoptera; Chrysomelidae.